Messenger RNA from Lycium ferocissimum, 2451 nucleotides. RefSeq lists its product as uncharacterized. NCBI's taxonomy places the organism in Eukaryota, Viridiplantae, Streptophyta, Magnoliopsida, Solanales, Solanaceae. The transcript is spliced from 2 exons. The record is from RefSeq and is a predicted model, not a curated record. Gene Ontology annotation, biological process: response to auxin. The coding region runs from base 1139 to 1663 and encodes 174 amino acids.
GUGUUUCUUUUCUCAUUUAAUUAUUUUGUCUAAUUUCUAUUAGCAUCAUUAGCUUGAUUGCCUUUCAUAUGCAUGUAUUUUCUGUUAUAAGGGGCGGAUUUAAGAGUUAUACAGUUAAGAAAAAGAAUAUAAAUCUAUUACUACUAAUUAUUUUGAACCCAAAAAUUUUGGAUCCGCCUCUGUAUAUUAUGUUUACUUUUCUAUAGUGUUUUCUGUGAACUGAUCAGAUUGGAUAUGCUAGUUAGUAUUUUUUUUCCUUACCACUUUUUUUUAGGUAUCAUUGCGAGAUUGUUGGAUCAUUUCAUUGAGAAUAUAUUCAAUGAUCUGUUAUAAGUUUUUAAAUCUUGAUUUGGAUCUUGAAAUCUGAUAAAUUACCCAAAUUACAAAAUUAUUUGAUCCAGGAUUGAGUUAAUAAUUAAAUUUCCUACUGCUUUUGUCUUUAGAGCCGAAAGAUGGAGAAUAAUAGGGUGCCUUAAAUAACAAUCAAGAAGAAAGAAAAGCAACUUUAUAGCUUGAUGCCACCGCCACUAUUUGUUUUUUCUAUGGUUCUAUUACAAUCCAUGAUUCCUGUAAUGCUAAUUUAAUUUUAUAUAUGUUCAUGUCUUUGGAUGUAUAUAUGUCAAUAUGUUAAAAGUAGUAUUUUAUUUGCUAAAAUGAUUGUAUUAGCUGCUCAUCAUGUGAUUGGAAAAUGCUUCUCCUCCUAGCUAGGCAUUUCAUUUCAUGACCAAGCAAAGUCAUUGGCCAUUUUGGAUUUCACAUGGAUUGAAACACUAAAAUAAUACAGCUAAGACAACCAAAAUUGAAUGUGUCUUAGCACAUUGGAUCUCUCUUUAAUAUUAACCUGUUGAGUAGGAUAUCAGAAUCAUUUUAGAUAUUAGACUAUAUUGCAUUCCUUCAUAAGUUGUGAAAACCCCAAACUUCUUAAAUUACAUAAUUUCCUUGUUAGAUCAUUUUUCAUUGCUUCCAAGAAAUUGAGGAAACUUAUUCCCGGUACAUGUAUAUUAUAAUGAAAUUGCAGAGGAACAAGAUCUGAUGAGUCAUAUUCUCCGAUAGCAAAUCGAAGGGCUUGUGAUCAAUCACAAUUUGGUAAUAUUCUUCUCAUCAUCAAUCUUGUUGUGAUAAUAAGCAAAGCAAGAAAAUGGAUGAACAUGGAGGAGGAAGCAAGGUGUCAGGUAUUAGACAAAUUGUGAGACUCAAAGAGUUGUUGCAUAAAUGGCAAAAUGUCACUCUUAGUCCCAAAGGUACAAAUGAGCAUCCACUUCAAUCAUCCAAUAUGAAUAGUAAUGGCAAUUUCCAUGGAGGAAUAUCACCUGCUAUUACAAAGAGGCUAAAGAGCUCCAAUGUAUGUUGUGAUUCGGACGACGAGAGUUGCCAUAGUCCAGAGCCACCGCAUGGUGUCCCUAAAGGUUAUUUAGCAGUUUACGUUGGACCGGAGCUUCGAAGGUUUAUAAUUCCUACAAGCUACCUUAGUGAUCCCUUGUUCAAAGUGUUGCUGGAAAAAGUUGAGGAAGAGUUUGGAUUUGAUCAUACUGGUGGACUUACUAUUCCUUGUGAGAUUGAGACAUUCAAGUACCUAUUGCAAUGCAUGGAGAAUCAUCAGAGAGAUCAUGGUGCUGAUCCUCAACAUGAUUCUGCUGGAUCUUCAUUGGCAAUUGAGGGGUGAUUAACUACUAUGGUCUUAGUGAUGGUUGAAUCUUUAGGGAUGAUUUUUUGUUUCUUUUCUUUACUUCUUCUGGUGUUAAAUUAAGCUAAGAUACGAUCUCCUUGUAAUGCAGAUUUGGCAAUUCUUUUUUUUUUUUUUCUUUUACUUGUACCUUUGUAUUCAAAAUUGAUAAAAAACGAAAGGGAAAAAAAAGAAAAGAAAAAAAAAAAAGGAAAAAAGAGGGUCUGUCUAGGUAGUUAGAUUUUAACAAGGUUCAUUGGGAAGAGAAACAACAGAAACCCUUUGACCAGUUGCUGGAAAUAACCUACAAUAUUUUAGUGGUUAUUGACUGUUGCAUUUUUAGGCAAUAGCCAAGUGUAUUUUACAACUGUCCAUGCAACUUGAAUAACCUGAAGCUUUGGUUUUGUCUAUAUUUAUUACUACUGCUCCAUUUGACGAGCUACAUCUUCUUUCAGACUUACCUCGUCUUGCAAUAGUUGCAAUCAAGAAUAAUACGAAUAGUUUUUAUCUACUCCUUUAUGAUUACUGAAGGGUCGAUUUGGAAUAUCUGCAAGAGGAAUAUAAUCUUGGUAACAUGCUUAUGUUUCCAAGGUCUCCAGCAUGAUAUCUUAAUAGAAGAUUUAACAGAAUAUUUAAACUGAUGAAAUAGUUAUUUCUCUUUCUUCCGCAAAGAAUGACACUGCUAAAUUAACGUGUUACAGCUAAGCAAUUUACUUGCACCAUUGGAGGUAAGACAUGACAAUAUUUGUUAGGAUAUUACAGAGUACUAGGUAAUCGCGCCUCAAACC